This is a messenger RNA of Phanerochaete carnosa HHB-10118-sp, 1489 nucleotides long. RefSeq lists its product as uncharacterized. The transcript is spliced from 6 exons. NCBI's taxonomy places the organism in Eukaryota, Fungi, Basidiomycota, Agaricomycetes, Polyporales, Phanerochaetaceae. The record is from RefSeq and is a predicted model, not a curated record. Bases 108 to 1331 code for a protein of 407 amino acids. Gene Ontology annotation, molecular function: ATP binding; protein kinase activity. Gene Ontology annotation, biological process: regulation of mRNA processing; protein phosphorylation; spliceosomal complex assembly.
UUGAAUAGGCGCACAGUAGCCAAGUCGUGAGGAACGGACUCAUCAAUAGAGCGUGGACAAGCCGGGACACGCAUCUUCGUCACCAUUCAAACUCACCACCACAGACGAUGACCAACGACCUGUCUAUUGCUGUUGGCAGCACACUUCGUGACCGUUACGAAAUCCUGCAUUGUAUUGCUCGGCAGCGGUUUUCGACGAUUUGGAUGGCUCGAGAUGCCCAACUGAAUGAUUACGUUGCAUUGAAGGUACAGUCGCCCGAUAAGCCUGUUCCAACUUGCGGAUGUGCAGAUGUGGCGAAGGCCAUAGUCCCUACCAACGAGGACGAGGAAGCUCAUCCUGGACGGACAAGCCUGCCGAUUCUUCUGGACUCUUUCGCGCUAGAAUCUGCUCCCGGAAAACCAGAGUUCCACUGCCUCGUAACACCUUUGCUAGGCCAGUCUAUCACUACGAUGUGCCACGACGGCUCCGCGUCUUUGCCCUGGGACGUCGUCAAGCGUAUCUGCAUUUUUCUACUGUUUGCGCUCGACUACCUACACAAUGUCAAGGGCGUCAUUCACACUGACAUCCACCCGGAUAACAUACUUAUCCAACCUACGGAAAGAAAUGGACCGGCUGCUAUCGCGAGUUUUCUGAAAAACUUGGAUCCGAAAGCCGACCCAGUCGGGCCUGUGUCGUUUCCUGUGGGAGACGUGAGGGAUUUAGCCGUGUCAUUAGCGGACUUGGAAACUGCACAUUUGAUGACAAAUCGAGACAAACACGACUUCGUGGUCCAACCUCAUCACCUGCGUGCUCCAGAAGUGAUUCUAGGAGCUCAGUGGGGUCCUCCAGCCGACAUAUGGAGCUUAGGUUGUCUCAUACACGAAUGGGCAACCUGUAGCGUUCUCUUUGCGCACGAUACCGUCACUGGCAAUCCACAGCAGAUUCUUGCGCAUAUGGUUCAAGUUCUUGGUAACUUCCCUCCAGAACUAGUUCAGAAGGGACGUUGGGCAAGUGGGUGGUUUAAUGACGACGGUUCCAUGAAGAUUGCACCAGAGCGGAUCGGUUCAUCAUUAAUGUUUGGUCCGCUAAUUGCCUAUAAUUUAUUUGAAGCACCUGGCUACAGGCCGCCUUUGCCUGAGAUUGACGAGCUAGAGCUUGGGAAAUUCAUACAUUUCCUCUCUCAGAUGCUCUGUCUCGAUCCAGAGAAGCGUUGGUCGGCAAUCGAUCUCGUCAAACACCCUUGGCUAUUCUCCACCUUCACCCAGUAUUAUCACGAUAUGGUGAAAGCGGUGCAAGAACGUGUGGCGGCAGAAGCGGCGGUGGCCGACUCGAGCGGCAAAGGAGAUAUCUAGAGCAUGGGAGUGAACUCAAAUGCCGAGGAGAAUGUACGAUACUAGGGCCCUACGACGAUGCCUGUUUCUCUCUAUUGUUUCGGCAACAUGCCCGACAUUGUACACCUACAUUAGAGUGGUCGCAUUGAGUAUGCUACAUGCCAGAUAUGGAUCACUUG